Messenger RNA from Vollenhovia emeryi, 384 nucleotides. RefSeq lists its product as uncharacterized. The record is from RefSeq and is a predicted model, not a curated record. The transcript is spliced from 2 exons. The coding region runs from base 25 to 384 and encodes 119 amino acids. NCBI's taxonomy places the organism in Eukaryota, Metazoa, Arthropoda, Insecta, Hymenoptera, Formicidae.
AAUAGCAAACUAGAUUUUUGCUUAAUGAAUCAGGAGAAAUUACAUAGGUAUAUACUUCCGGGUGAAAAAGUUACCAAAAGACCUACAGGAUUCCCUUCACUUCCGGUUCAAUCUGAACAAGAGCUACAUGCUUUGGAAAAAUUUUUAGCUAAUGACACAAAUUUAUCGGCGGCAAGUAUGUAUCUUGGAAGAUUUAUGGACAAAAAUAGUCUGGACAAUUCAGUCCGGAAAUUUUUACGAAAUGUUCUUAGUAACGAUGUGGCAAAUAAAUUCAGCUUUCAAGGAGCCAAGGGAAAACAAAAAUUUGAGGUACUGAAGACAUGGGAACUUGUUCUAGGUGAGCAAAAGUACACCCCCUCGUGGCAAGCCACCUUGACGUGGUGA